Messenger RNA from Zymoseptoria tritici IPO323, 2343 nucleotides. RefSeq lists its product as uncharacterized. The transcript is spliced from 4 exons. The coding region runs from base 1 to 2343 and encodes 780 amino acids. Lineage: Eukaryota; Fungi; Ascomycota; Dothideomycetes; Mycosphaerellales; Mycosphaerellaceae. The record is from RefSeq and is a predicted model, not a curated record.
AUGGAGAGUCUCGACAUCAACUCCUCCGACUUCGAGGGCCUCGACGAUGUGAACGGGGAUGACAUCUUCGCUCCAAACGCCAACAUUGGCCAACGUGUGGCUGCGAAGAUCAUUGCGAACCAGGCCAUCGAUCGCCCGCUGUCGAAGAAGAACGCGCGAAGUGUAAAGUUUGCACGCGGUGCACCGAAGACACGCGAGGCUCAGCAAAGCGUUACAGUGAUAUGGGACGCGUUCUGCGCUACAGUCAAGCACGAUCCCAAAACAUGCCCGUCUGGAGAAUUGAUCCUGCGAUUCAUCGACACCAGAGCCAGAAGCACUGUACCCGGUAUCAGAGGCAAGACUGCUCCGUCCCUCUCCGUGGUUCGCGGCUUUUGGCGACGCCUUAUCGACCUCCUCAUCUUCCGUCAUGAAGACAUCCGUCAGCACUACACUCCCUACUGGGUCAAUCGCAUUGGCAUGCAUCUCGAUCAGCUGGCCACCAAGAAAGACCUCGUGCGAGGCUUGUGGCAGAAGCGACAAUGGCUUGGUUUCAAGGUCAUUCUCCGAAUGGCACAGAUCUGGAUCGAUCGCGCUAUCGACGAGGGCUGCAUCUCGUGGGAUCGGACUCUUCUCAAGCUCCUUGGCGUUGUGCUACAGUCGGCGUGUUCGUCUCGUUCUGGAGAUAUCGCUCGAUCUACGCUGUACAAAGGCUUGGAGUGCCUGUGCUGGAAGCAUUUGCAACUCACGAUCAAGGACCCAGACCAGCCGCUAAGCGUGCAGAAUCUGACCCUACAGCUCUGCUACAGGAACAUUCUCAACGACGACACCGACAUCUUCAUUGAACCCUUGGAGCACCCUGGUCAGAGUGUGGUCUGCGUCAUCAAGCUGCUGCUCAUUAUUGCCCUCAGAUUCGGCCGUGUGAACCAUACCUCUUUGGCGGACCUGUUGGCCGAGGCCUCGGACAGAUUUGACAAGUCAGUUGUGUGGAAAUAUCCGGAAGCGCCCGUGCUGUGCCAGAUCGCCCGCGGGACGUCGACAUUGGCCUUCGACAAGCCCGCGCAUCAGAGUCAGAUUCUUCACGCUGUGCAAGAAAUGGCACUGACGGCCGGUCUUCUUGCCCCAGUCGACACUCGUUCCAUACGCAAUGGCUCUAUUCGCGACGCCGCCUACUUGAAGAAAUCCAUCAAUGGCGUCUCGGACCGGGUCACAGCAUUCGUUGCCAACCAUACCACCAAGGCGCUCGACAAAGGCACCAAUCAGAACUAUAUCGGUCCACUGCAGCAACCAAUAUUCAACAUGAGGGCAGAGGACCCCUUUGAGAACCGCCUGGCCCCAAAGUUCUCUGACACGCCUUUCAGCAAGGACACCAAGUACUCAACUCUGCAGAUUGACUCGUACAUGGACCAGCACGGCAUGGACAAGACCAAUUUACUGGAGCGAGCCAAGGCAGGCAAGCACAUGAAGCAGGCUGCCACUCAAGCUUGGAUGGAAGAACAGAAAAAUGCAACGGUGACAGAACCAGCGCCCACGAAGCCGAAGAAGCAGGCUUUGCGUCAGCAGACCACGAGCGAGAUCAAUGUAGUCAAACCGCCAGCGAAGAAGGUCAAUACCGCAACUGGCUCCGAGAAGUCAACGAAGUCCUCAUUGUCUGUGAGUGCUCGGCACACAAUUCCGGAGGACAUGCAGAACAUCGACCCGCGACUGCUCUUUGACGACAUGCAAGAUUUAGAGGUCAAUGAAGAAGAGCUUGGCUACAUCUGCGACAUGAUUCAGCCCGUGAUCAGCAACGAUCCUGUCACUGGGCCUACAGACCAGGGAAGCGAGGAAGAUGUAGAUGACGAAUCUAUCGAACAAGCUCUGGCAGAUGAGGUCUUGCAAAUCGACAUGGCAAACUCUGUUGGCCCGGCCGAGACAGAAGCACCAUCCCUCCUUACUGGUAAUGCUUUCGUCGACAAGUUCGCGGCGAUCAACGUGUACCGGCUGAAGCGAUCGUUUGACAGCAAUGAUCCCAACAUCGUCGCCAAAUACAUCCCCACUGGCAACAGCAGGGAGCCCCCAACCGCAUACCUCUACUAUUGCAGCAAGUGUCCGUAUGGAAGCCGCUGGCAAAAUGUUGUUGAGUCACAUGAGGUGACCUGUGGCGGGGACGACCACAAUGAUGAAGACGCAUCAUUGGUCAAGACUACUAGUACCUUCGACUGCCACUACGCUGAUUGCGGCAAGUCGUACACCAAGGUCACCAGCUUGCAGUCACACAUCAGCACCAUUCAUGAAUUCAAGCCGAAGACCUGCUGUGCCCUCAGUCCGCUGAAUGCGGCAAGACAGAGGCUUACACCAACAAGACCGCUUUCAAGUUGCACAUGA